AAAUAUGAAGAACCGAUAGAGAUUUUGUACGAUGUUUUACGCCUGGAGAUCAUUAUUCCGAUCCCGACAUCGAUCUCAGCCGGCAAUCUGUUCCGAAGCUGUUCCCGUUGGGUUUCGGACACGCCGCUUCGUAUCCAGCCGAUCAAACUGUGCCGGUCUCAUGGACGAAGCCAACAGACCCGUCGACAAAAACAUAGAUGUGAUUAGGAGUUCUUUUGGAGAAACAUAUGCCUCGAGGUGCGAAGAAGAAGGCUAUGGCGGCAUUUACGGACAGAACCAGUCUCUCCUUCUCGAGAAAGAAGAGAUAGUAGUCCAACAUCAUCCCUCUGAUGACGCUUCUAAGACGGGCACAAGGGCUGGAGGUGAAGAGGCCAAAGCAGAGCAGAAGACCGAACAGCCAAACACCUAAGCGACUAUAAACCAUAACCACUUCCCUUUGUAAACCAUGUAACAUAUGUACCAAAAAUACAUAUAUCUAUAUAUACAUGGCUGUAAUAUAACACUCAUAUAUAUCUAUACAUAUAUGUAUCUGUAUAUAUAUAUGUAAAGCAUCAAUUUCCUUUUAUACUCAUCUGUUAUUGGGUUCAAAAGCAAAUGCGAUGCACGUUUGUAC
Messenger RNA from Tarenaya hassleriana, 613 nucleotides. RefSeq lists its product as uncharacterized. NCBI's taxonomy places the organism in Eukaryota, Viridiplantae, Streptophyta, Magnoliopsida, Brassicales, Cleomaceae. Bases 32 to 409 code for a protein of 125 amino acids. The transcript is spliced from 3 exons. The record is from RefSeq and is a predicted model, not a curated record.